CAAGUCACCUAACCUACACAAAGGAUCGACUUAUAGCUUUUUCAGGCAUUAUCGAGGCUAUUCAAAAGGGAACCAGUUGGACGCCUAUUGCUGGAACUUGGAAGGAGCUCUGGCCUUUAGAUUUGUUGUGGUUCUUUCAUGAGUCUGAUUGGAGAAUGCCCAGCGGAUUAAAGACCCCUUCAUGGUCAUGGCUUACAAUUGAAGGGCCAAAGAGCUUCCCUGCUAUCAGGAUUAGUUCUUGGUUAAACUACCGUCUAGCACACGUUAUCGACUCAACAACACAGCCCGUUACCAUGAGCAAGCAUCAUAUAGGGGAAGUGGAGAAAGAGACUACGAUUACAUUAAAAGGCUACGUGAGAAGGGCAGUGCGGGUUGAUGGUAGGAUUAAGGAAAAGGGACCUUUCCAUUCGGGGGGAUCAGUACAUUUUAGCGAGGCCACUUCACCCUUGAUAUAUUGGGACGAUCCGCCCGCAGAUGGGGAUGCUUUUCUUUUCCUGCUGAUCAUGUCCUACGAACACCGUUUCAGUAGUUACACUCAUUACUAUGGGUUGAUAUUGAGCUUCGCGCACUGCGGGGAAAACGAUGGAAAAACAUGCGAUCAUUACAGACGAGUGGGCAUGUUCCGGGAAACCUUUCGCAUGCCACAAAAUGAAGGAGGUACAAGAUUUGAUGAAGGGGCACAAAAAGAAGUUGUGACCAUAUGUUGACUAGAUUGUUGAGAUCAACAAGGCUCGAUGACUAGUUGUUACCCUUCUCAAGAAUGAAACAUCACACCUUUUGGAUUCUUGCCAUAGGAGUGGCUGAUUCUGUUUUCAGUUGUAUGUGCGGUGCUAAGGCUUGGCCCAGAAAAAUGUUGAGGCGGAUCAGGCACGCAGGCUGAGCGAAUGUGGAAGUACCAAGAUGGCAAGUGCUCUCCUUC
This is a messenger RNA of Neurospora tetraspora, 919 nucleotides long. RefSeq lists its product as uncharacterized. The coding region runs from base 156 to 707 and encodes 183 amino acids. The record is from RefSeq and is a predicted model, not a curated record. Lineage: Eukaryota; Fungi; Ascomycota; Sordariomycetes; Sordariales; Sordariaceae. The transcript has a single exon.